Miscanthus lutarioriparius is the source of this 10059-nucleotide messenger RNA. Lineage: Eukaryota; Viridiplantae; Streptophyta; Magnoliopsida; Poales; Poaceae. The record is from the annotation of a GenBank genome assembly.
AUGCCGGACAAGGGGGAGAGGGCUCAUGGCCACCACCACCACCAGCAGCAGCAGCACCGGAAGAACCAGCAGUCGGCGACAGGUGCUGACCUGGAGGAGGGGGAGCUGCUCAAUGGGGAUGCCGAGACCAAUGGGUUGCCUGAGAGGAGCAUGCCACCUAAGAAGUGGAGGAAGGUGCUGGCAGCCUCCGCAGCUGCUGUGGAGGUGGAGCCUGGGGAGAUUGUGAGUACGAAGCAAGCAGUGCCAUUGAAGAAGGCGAGGAGAAACGGGGAGGUUGAGAAGGUAGAGCUGCCGCCGGAGAGGCAGAGGAAGGAAAAGUCUUCUGGGAAGAGCACCAGGAAGCAUAUCAAGGAUGAAGUGGAGCCAGGGGAGAUUGCGCCGCCUGAAAAAAGGCGGGAUGCCAAGUCCCAACAGGCCGAUGAUAACGGCAGGAGGCGAAGUUCAACUGCCCAGAAAGGCUCCUUGCGGGAUUCUGAUGAAGAGCCUGGUGAAAUUAAGCCAGAGAGCAGCAUCAGUGGCAGUGCAAGGAAGAACCGGCCGACAGAGCCUCAGAGCAUUAACCACAAGCACCACGCUGACACCUCUGAUCAGUCAGGAUCAAAAAGUCGCAGGAAGGGAGAAGGGAAGAGUUUAUCUGCUGCCAGACAUUUGUCUGGGAGAAAUCGUGAGGUCUCGCCACCAACGCGGGAUCGGCGUGAUAGGCACGAGAGGAGCCCAGGCAUCUUGGGCCGUUUUCCUCAUGAUCGCUUUCGUCAUGACAGGUAUGAUAGGAGCCCGAGCCGCUUGGAGCGCUCCCCACAUCGAGAGCGUGCUCGCCACUACGAUAGCAGAGACCGCAGUCCAUAUAUUUCACCUCGACAUAGAGCUCGUCAGCCCCAUUUGAGGGAUAACACACCAAGUCGUGUUGAUAAUUCCCCUCGUGGGAGGGUCCAGCAUGAGGAUGUCAGAGACCAUAACCCAUUUCGUCAUGACAGAUCACCUUCUGAACGUUGUCGGCCUACUGACACUCAUGAAUCAAGCAAGAAGAGCAGAAGUGGCAACAGCUCAGAAAAGUCACAGCACAAAAGUAAAUCAGCGAAGCAAUCUUCUAAGACCAAGAGUGGUAGCAAUGGGAAGAAUGAGGAGAAAAUCUCCAAAGAAAAGCCCACUGAAAGCAGUCAGCACACUGAACUGCCACCGCCACCUCCACUACCACCGCCACCACCUCCGCCUCCGCCUCCGCCACCUCGGCCUCUUCCACCUGCUGUACCGCCUCCCCUGCCUCCACCACCAGAACCUGAGCCAACUGGAGUUCUAGCUGAAGAUAUGAUAGAAGACAUGGAUAUCUGUGACACCCCACCUCACACUAGUGCAGCACCUGAACCCACUGAACCAAUUUGUGAUAUAGGGAGGUGGAUUUACCUUGAUCACUUCGGUAUCGAGCAAGGACCUUCCAAGCUUGCUGAGUUGAAGAAGCUGGUGGAAGAUGGAUAUCUUCUUUCUGACCAUCUGAUAAAACAUGCUGAUAGCAACCGAUGGGUGACUGUAGAGAAUGCAGCUUCACCACUGGUGCCAUCUGAUUUCCCCUCUUUAUAUUCGGACACUUCAACACAGAUGGUUAACCCACCAGAAGCCCCAGGAAAUUUGCUCGAUGAAGCUCUAGAGGAGGCUUCUAACUUGGCAUCAGGUGCUGAGGAUAAACAAAUGGAGGAAGCUUCUGCUGAAGAUAGUGAAGAAUUCUACAUUGAUGAUAGGGUUGAAGCACUUAUGGAUGGAUCAAUUUUGGUGCAUGGCCAGGAGCUCGAGAUCAUUGGAGAGCUUUUAGGUGCAGAUUUUCAGCCUGCUGAUUGGCAAAGAUGGAGUCGCCCUGAAGAUUUUGCUAGGUUCCAUGUGCAUACUGAAGGAGAUGAUGGAAUCAAUGGAGGCACAGAAUUCUUAGAAAAUAGAGCAACGGAUGCUUAUGGCCUUGUUUCUGUGGAGAAGAACAACUUUCAUCAUUAUGCUGAGUCUAGCGAAUGGUUUUCUGGGAGAUGGUCUUGCAAAGGUGGUGACUGGAGGAGAAAUGACGAAUUGAGCCAAGAUACUCCAUUCAGGAAAAAACUUGUUCUCAAUGAAGGGUAUCCUCUGUGUCAAAUGCCAAAAGGUAGCUAUGAGGAUCCACGCCGGCCCUGCAAGGAUGAGUUGUACUACCCUAUAUGUACUAAAAAGCAUGACCUGCCAAUGUGGGCAUUCUCAUCGACAGAAGAAGAUACUGACAGUGUUAAUGACACCACUAAAGGCGGUGUUGUGCCUGGGAGGCCAGGUCAGACCAGACAGCCUCCUAGGGGAGUGAAGGGCAUGAUGCUUCCAGUGGUUAGGAUAAAUUCUCGUGUUGUUAAAGAUCAAUCAUCUGUUGAACCCCGUACAAAACCCAGAGGAACUGAUCGACCACUGUCGAGAUCUUCACGCUCCCAUUCAAUUGGGGCUGAGAGAAGUUCUGUCCAUGAAGGUUCGUCGCAUUUCAGGAAGCACCAUGACCAUGAUUCACAAAGUUUGCACAAGUCCAAGUCUGUUCCAAACAUUCCAAAGGACCGUGUAUGCACUGUUGAUGAGCUGUCAGUUAAUCGGGGUGACUGGUACUACCUUGAUGGCACUGGGCAUGAGCAUGGCCCAUUUUCUUAUUCCGAAUUGCAAGAAUUAGUUAAAAAGGGCACUAUCAUUGAACAAAGUAGUGUAUUCCGUAAGAUUGAUAACACAUGGUUUCCAGUUCGUAAGGAUUUAAAACCUGGAAGCUCUGUUCCCAGUGCAGCACAAAACUCAAAUUCUACUGCUGCUCUUAUGCACCCAGACCAAUAUAAUUUUGGUGUGAACCAAGGAUCAGGUAGCUUCCAUGAGUUGCACCCCCAGUUCGUGGGUUAUACACGUGGUAAAUUACAUGAACUAGUCAUGAAAUAUUUCAAGAGCAGGGAACUUACUUUAGCUAUAAAUGAGGUCUUGGAUCCAUGGAUUUCAGCAAAGCAACCAAAAAAAGAGUUUGAAGCAUACUUUUCUCACACUUCAGCAUCUAGGAAUUUCCUGCCAGAAGAUGGUGGGUCCGCAAAAAGGGCAAAGUUGCUACCUGACCGGAGUGAUGAAGAUAUUCAUUUGUCAGAAGACAUUCUUGCCAGUCGGAAGGAGGACAUCUGUUUUGAAGAGUUAUGUGAUGGAGCAUCUUCUGUUGAUAAUGAUUCUGUGAAUCCCAGAGCAGGAAAUGAAAGCUGGGGUCUACUAAACGGCCAUGUGUUAGCAAGAAUCUUCCAUUUUAUGAGGGCAGAUGUGAAAUCACUUAUUUCUUCUGCAGCUACCUGUAGGAGCUGGAAUGCUGCCGCGAAGUAUUACAGGAACAUGUGUAGAUUCAUUGAUCUGUCUUCUGUUGGCCCUCUUUGCACUGAUUCUGUGUUUUGUGAUAUUAUGGCUGGUUAUGAGAAGCAAAAUAUUAGGACUCUUAUUUUAACUGGUUGUUCGAAUCUUAGUUCACAUGCCCUUGGCAGAGUACUUGAGCAGCUUCCACAAAUAUCUUAUGUUCACAUUCAAGGCUGCGGUCACCUAGGGGAUCUGAAAAAUAAAUUUCAGCAUGUAAAAUGGAUCAGGAGCUCAUUGAAUCCAGAGUCAUAUCGGAAAAUGAAAACCUUGAAGCAGAUAGGUGAUGGGAACAACUACGCAUCCAAAGUUGCUAGGAACUUCACCAAUCAGCUGGAUGGUUCUGAUGAGCUUGAUGGUUAUUUUGCUGAUAUUUCAAAUAGAGAGAAUGCUAACCUUUCAUUUGGCCAAGGUUUCUAUAAAAGAUCAAAAUUGCUUGAUGCUAGAAAGUCCUCUGCAGUUUUGUCGAGGGAUGCAGAAAUGAGGCGUUUGAUGCAGAGACAGGCAGAGAACAGUUACAGGAAGAUGGAAGAGUUUGUCAUAAACAGAUUGAGAGAAAUUAUUAGGAAUAACAAAUUUGAUUUUUUCAUUCCAAAGGUUUCCAAGAUCGAAGGUAGGUUGAAAAAUGGGUAUUAUGCUCGCCAUGGCUUUCGUACCAUCAAGCAUGACAUCCGUACCAUGUGCCAAGAUGCAUUGAGAUAUAAAGAUGGCAAUGAUUCAGGAGAUAUAAAGCAAAUUGUUGUCUCCUUCAUACAGCUAGCAAAGAGACUAGGGAACCCAAGGUACAUUUCUGAGAGAAAUGGAGCAGCAGCCCAGGACAGCCUGGACAUUAGUCAAUACUCAUUUGAUGCUAAACUAAAAAAGAAGCAAAACAAAACAAGAGGAGCAAAUUCGGUGGCUGCUGGAGCAGAUAAUAAUUCAUCUCGUGCAUUUGACCUUGAAAUCAAAAGAAGCCUGUCUAAAUUAAAGAAAAAGGAUGUCUACUCUGGUAGUGAAACAUCUGAUAAUGAUGAUGGCUACUCUGAAGGUGAUGAAACUGAGAGUGAAACUACUGUUUCUGAUACUGAGAGUGACCUUGAUGUAAAUUCUGGAGCUUGGGAUUUAAAAGGAAAUGGUCUAAAGUUAAUUGAACCUGGGGAACCUGUGACUGAUGAUCAUAUAUUGGGUGCCCGCAUGACAAAGGCCAGCCUUGUUCCUCCAGUUACUAGGAAGUAUGAAGUUAUUGAGGAGUACCUUAUUGUAGCAGAUGUGGAGGAAGUACAACGAAAAAUGAGAGUUGCUUUACCUGAUGACUAUUCUGAGAAGUUGCUGUCGCAGAAGAAUGGCACCGAAAACUUGGAGCUUCCAGAGGUUAAGGAUUAUCAACCCCGAAAAGUAGCAGGAGAUGAAAUUCUUGAGCAAGAAGUAUAUGGCAUAGAUCCAUACACACACAAUCUACUGAGUGACAUUAUGCCUGCUGAUCUUGAGUUGUCACCUACCGACAAGCAUAUCUUUAUUGAGGAGUUGCUUCUGAAUACAUUGAAUAAGCAAGUUAGGCAUUUCACUGGUUCGGGAAAUACCCCUAUGACUUACAGCCUUAGGCCUGUCAUUGAAGAAAUCCAAAGAUCUGCGGAGGAUAGUGGUGACAGGCGAACUUCAAAGAUGUGCUUGGGGAUGCUGAAGGCCAUGAGAAAUCGCUCUGAUCAGAACUUUGUUGCUUAUAGAAAGGGUCUUGGUGUUGUUUGCAACAAAAAAGGUGGAUUUGGUGUAGAUGACUUUGUUGUCGAGUUCUUUGGGGAGGUUUACCCUUCUUGGAGAUGGUAUGAAAAGCAAGAUGGUAUUAAACAUAUCCAAAACAACAGCGAAGAUCAAGCUCCUGAGUUUUACAACAUUAUGUUAGAAAGGCCAAAGGGAGACCGAGAUGGAUAUGACUUGGUUUUUGUUGAUGCGAUGCACAAGGCCAACUACGCGAGUAGAAUCUGCCACUCCUGCAACCCUAACUGCGAAGCAAAAGUGACAGCAGUGGAUGGUAAAUACCAGAUUGGAGUUUACACACUUCGACCAAUUGUAGAAGGCGAGGAAAUCACUUUUGAUUACAAUUCAGUAACUGAGAGCAAAGAAGAACAUGAAGCGUCAGUCUGCCUCUGUGGAAGUCAAGUGUGCCGGGGCAGCUAUUUGAAUUUUUCUGGCGAAGGAGCCUUUGAGAAGGUAUUAAUGGAAUUCCAUGGUGUGCUCGAUAGGCAUAGCCUGCUGCUACAGGCUUGUGAAACAGACUCUGUCUCUCAACAAGACUUAAUUGACUUGGGUAGAGCUGGUCUUGGUACCUGUUUGCUUGCUGGUUUGCCGGGAUGGCUUGUUGCUUACACGGCUCACCUGGUGCGGUUUAUAUACCUUGAGAGACAGAAACUCCCUGAUGAGAUCUUAAGGCACAAUGUGGAUGAGAAGCGCCAGUUCCUUAUAGAUAUAAACAUGGAUUCUGAGAAGAAUGAUGCUGAGGUUCAGGCAGAGGGAGUAUUAAAUUCAAGAUUACAGCAAAUAGUGCAUACACUUGACAAGGUGAGAUAUGUUAUGAGAUGCAUAUUUGGAGACCCAAAUAAUGCUCCUCCUCCCCUGGUAAGGUUGUCUGGGAAAGGUCUGGUAUCUGCCAUCUGGAAAGGGGACAGUUCGAUAGUUGCUGAACUCCUUCAGUCGAUGGAACCUCAUGUUGAAGAAGAGGUACUUAGUGAUCUGAAGGCCAAAAUCCGUGCUCAUGAUCCAUCAGACACUGAAGAUUUUGAGGGAGGCAUCAGGAAUUCUCUCUUGUGGUUGCGUGAUGAAUUGCGAACUCUUCCAUGCACUUACAAGUGUCGUCAUGAUGCUGCUGCAGAUUUGAUUCAUUUGUAUGCUUAUACAAAGUGCUUCUUCCGAGUCCGGGAUUAUAAGACAGUAAAAUCUCCACCAGUUCAUAUCAGUCCGCUUGACUUAGGCCCCAAAUAUGCUGAUAAACUUGGACCAGGCUUUCAGGAGUACAGCAAGACAUACCCAGAAAAUUAUUGCUUAGCCCAGCUUAUCUAUUGGUAUAGCCAGAAUUCAGAACCUGAAUCUAGAUUGACAAGAGCUAGAAAAGGUUGCAUGUCAUUGCCAGAUGUAUCGUCCUUCUAUGUGAAGUCUGCAAAGCCAUCACAAGAGCGAGUUUAUGGGAACAGAACUGUGAGAUUCAUGUUAUCGCGCAUGGAAAAGCAGACACAGAGACCAUGGCCAAAGGAUAGGAUAUGGGUGUUCAAGAGUGAUCCAAGAUUCUUUGGUAGUCCAAUGAUGGAUGCCGUGUUGAAUAAUUCCCCGCUUGACAAGGAGAUGGUGGUGAUGGAAUUUGCGCCCACUUUGUGUUGUGCAAGUGAAAUUGCAAACAGAAAGCUACAAGGUGUAGAAGAAAUUGUAGAUGACGGGUGCAUUCAGUUCCAGCAGGGAUUUGGUUUGGAGUUUCAGAUUUCAGGGGAGGUUUCCAUGCUCAGCGGCGUUAGGAGUAGGGGCGUGCGGUGGUGGUUUGGGAGCGUGCCUCCUAUGCCAGAUUGGCUGAUCCCGUCGGGAACACAGGGGUCUCAGCCAUGUUACUCCCACAGUGAGGGUAACUCGAAUAACUGCGAGUGCUACUUGCAUGUGCUAGCUGGCAAUAUGAAUGAAAACGGUGGCAUUAUUGACCUGAGUUCGGAUAGUGAUGAUGACUCAAUUUUCGGUGAUGACCACCAGCCAGCAUCUGCAAUCACAAGGUUUGAUCAAAAUGAAGGACGUAUAAUCAAUUUUGAGGAUGAAGAUUGGCAGAGGAGCGCUCCUGCUCCGUCGUCGGUUAGGCCUACUGAGAACAACAAUGGUCAAUACAGGAUUCUUCCAGCAUCCGUUACAAAUGGUAGAAAUGCUGAGAGUAGUCGUUAUACAGUUGGUUCAGGGGACAGGAUUCGUCCCUAUCCAAGUUCUCACAUGGCUAUGCGACAGGGCCUUUCUACCUCCAGUAGAAUUGAUAGCAGUUCUACAGCAGAUGCAAAUGACAAUAACAAGAGUGUCCUUCCACCAUCCUUUUCAAAUGGCAACGCAUCGAAAUCUAUGCAUCCAAUUGCUGCUAGUGAGACACGCAAGCUCCCACCGCAUUUUUCCACUAAAAGGUCACCAAAUGUCGGUGAAAACAGAAUGGGGACAAAUAUUGCCAAUGGAAAUUUACAAUCUUCAUCUUCAAUAAUUGCAAGAGGAAGUUCUAGCACACUUAAUACCCAGAAAGUGGAUGAUGAUGAUGAUGUUGUUGUAUAUGGAGGUUCUACCUCACAUAGGGUACUACCUCCAAUGGUUGGAGCAACCAGUUCUAAUAACAGUGAAGUUGCUAAUGGCUUUGAGACACGCAAUCGCCUUAAUCCUGAAAAUAGGGUCUUAGAUCAUGAUGAGAGAGCAGUAUAUCAAGAAGCCCUGCAGAAUAUCAGUCGUGAAAAAAGGGAAGAUGAUCUGCCCGAGGGUGUGCUAGCAGUACCUCUACUUAAGCAUCAGAAAAUGGCGUUGGCUUGGAUGGUUUCAAAGGAGAAUAGCUCACACUGUGCAGGCGGAAUUCUUGCUGAUGAUCAGGGCCUUGGGAAGACAGUGUCUACUAUUGCCCUUAUACAAAAACAGAGGAAUGAACAGUCGAAAUUUAUGUCUGUUGAUUCAGAUCGUUUGAAAUCUGAAGCACUAAACCUUGAUGAAGAUGAUGAGGGAGAACAAACUGUCAGCAAUGAACCUAACAAGGACCAAGGCGCUAGUUCAUCAUCAACAGCUACUGGUACUAGUGCUGAACUUUGUGUUAAUCAACCGAAUAAUGUUCUGAAUAAAAUGGUUGAAACCAAAGCGGAACGCAAGAAAAAAUCUAAAGCUUCCACAUCAUCUGCAUCCACCUCACGUUCCAUGACAAGGCCAGCUGCAGGUACUCUAGUAGUGUGCCCUGCUAGUGUUCUUAAGCAGUGGGCUAACGAAUUGACUGACAAGGUUAGUGAAAGUGCUAAAUUAUCUGUUUUAGUCUACCAUGGUGGUGCAAGGACCAAAGAUCCAAGUGAGCUAGCAAAAUAUGAUGUAGUUGUCACUACAUAUACAAUUGUGGCCAAUGAAGUACCUAAACAGAUGGCUGACGAUGAUGCAGAUCAAAAGAACAGUGAAGAACCCUCUGCUGACAAUAAAAGAAAGCCACCAGCAAAUAUGCAAAACAAAGCUAAGAAAAAAAAGAAACUUAAGGACUCAAACUUUGACCUUGACAGUGGUCCAAUUGCAAGAGUGCGGUGGUUUAGGGUUGUGCUUGAUGAAGCUCAGACAAUAAAGAACUUCCGAACUGUAGUGGCCAGAGCCUGUUGUGGGCUAAGAGCAAAACGAAGAUGGUGCUUAUCAGGAACACCUAUACAAAAUGCAAUUGAUGAGCUGUACAGCUAUUUCCGUUUCUUGAAAUAUGAUCCGUAUUCCACGUAUAACUCAUUUUGCACAAUGAUUAAGCACCCAAUUGCUAGAGAUGCAGUUCAUGGAUACAAGAAACUUCAGGCUGUGCUGAGGGUAGUUCUCCUGCGUCGUACAAAAGAAACUCUUAUUAAUGGCAAACCAAUAAUAAAUUUACCUCCGAAGACAAUUAAUCUGAAUAAAGUAGAUUUCACACAAGAGGAGCGGUCGUUUUAUUUGAUGCUGGAGGAACGCUCUCGGCAACAAUUCAAGGCAUUUGCUGCGGCUGGGACACUCAAACAAAACUAUGCCAACAUCCUUUUAAUGUUGCUGCGACUUCGGCAAGCCUGUGAUCAUCCUAUUCUUGUGAAGGGCAAUCAGUCAGAAUAUGGAGGUGAUGGUUCUAUAGAAAUGGCAAAGAAACUUCCUAAGAAUGUGGUGAUAGAUUUGCUUGCAAAACUGGAAGUGGGGUCAGCCUGUAGCUUAUGCGAUGACACACCUGAGGAUUCUAUUGUGACAAUUUGUGGUCAUGUUUUCUGCUAUCAAUGUAUACAUGAACGAAUAACGACUGAUGAGACUAUGUGCCCUGCCCCUAAUUGCAGUAGAACAUUAGGUUUUGAGUUGUUAUUUUCGUCAGGAGCUUUAAAGAUUUGCAUCUCUGGCGAAUCCAGUUCUGCAGGAGCUAGUUCAUCUGCAGAUAAUGAGUCAUCUUCAAUCAGUCAAAUCAGCUUUGUCUCAUCCAAGAUACAAGCAGCCAUUGAUAUACUGAAUAAAAUCAUUAACAUGAAUGCCCUUACUGAAAGUGAUACAAUGGAAUCAAACCGAAGUGGAGUAGCCCCUGUGAAAGCCAUUGUCUUUUCUCAGUGGACUGGCAUGCUGGAUUUGCUGGAGCUUUCACUGAAUAACAAUCUUAUACAGUACAGGAGACUAGAUGGAACGAUGUCUCUCAAUUUAAGAGAUAAAGCCGUGAAGGAUUUUAACACUGACCCAGAGGUUAGAGUUAUGAUUAUGUCACUGAAAGCUGGUAAUCUUGGUCUCAACAUGGUUGCUGCUUGCCAUGUAAUUCUCCUUGAUCUCUGGUGGAACCCUUAUGCUGAGGAACAGGCAGUUGAUAGGGCACACAGGAUUGGGCAGACUAGGCCUGUUACUGUAUCUCGCUUGACCGUUAAAGAUACUGUGGAAGAUCGUAUUUUAGCUCUGCAGGAGGAAAAGAGAACCAUGGUGAACUCUGCUUUCGGUGAAGACAAAUCCGGUGGCCAUGCGGUCAGGCUCACCGUGGAAGACCUACGGUACCUAUUUAGGAUAUGA